AUGCGCACAGCCUGCAUGCUGGUUGAGGUCCCGCCCCGCUUCCCCGCCAGCGACUGGCGCCACAAGGCGCGCCCCAUCCCCGCAGGCAGCAGCUACCCAGCCAAGGAGCACUGCAGCCACUGCGGCCUCUGCGACACUUACUACAUAGCACACGUGAAGGAGGCUUGUGCCUUCCUUGGCGAUGGCAUGAGCAAGAUUGGGCAGCUGGAGGAGCAGGCGCAUGGGCGGCGGCGGGACCAGGGCAGCGAGGAUGAGCUGCGGUUUGGCGUCACGCAGCAGGUACUGUAUGCGCGCAACGCGCCGGCGGUGGAGGGGGCGCAGUGGACGGGCAUCGUGACGCAGAUUGCCAUUGAGAUGCUGGAGUCGGGCCAGGUGGAUGCUGUGGUGUGCGUGCAGAGCCAGGAGGACGAUCGCUUCUCGCCCAAGCCGAUGGUGGCCCGCAGCCGGGAGGACAUACUUGCGGCGCGGGGCGUCAAGCCCACGCUGUCCCCCAACCUCAGCGUGCUCGCCACGGUGGAGGCGCUGGAUGUGAAGCGCCUCCUGUUCAUCGGCGUGGGCUGCCAGGUGCAAGCGCUGCGGUCGAUAGAGCCGCACCUGCAGCUGGAGAAGCUCUAUGUGCUGGGCACAAACUGCGUGGACAACGGGCCGCGCCAGGGGCUGGAGAAGUUUCUGAACGCCGCCAGCAGCGAUCCCGACACCGUGCUUCAUUACGAGUUCAUGCAGGCACGGGAGAGGCAGGCAGCGGCGGCGGACUACAAGGUGCACAUCAAGCACACCGACGGCUCCUUUGAGUACAUCCCCUACUUCUGCCUGCCAGCCAACGAGCUGAACGACGUCAUCGCGCCCUCCUGCUACUCCUGCUUCGACUACCCCAACGCCACAGCCGACCUGGUGAUUGGCUACAUGGGGGUGCCCUACCAGAACACAGACAUGACCUCACACCUGCAGUACCUUACGGUACGCAACCCGCGGGGCCAGGAGCUGCUGGACUCGGUGCGGCACCGGCUGGUGGUGGAACCGCCGGUCUCCAGCGGCAGCCGCGGCGCCUUUGUGCUGCAGACGGUGCUGGCAGACGACCAGGCCAAGCUGGGCAAGGGCCCCGACCCGGCGCCGCGCUGGGUGGGCAACCUGCUGGCCUGGGUGCUGGAGCGGGUGGGCCCCAAGGGGCUGGAGUUUGCCAAGUACUCGGUUGACUAUCACUACAUCAGGAACUACAUCCACGUGAUGCGGCACUGGGGCCCCAAACGCGCGGCGCAGCACAUCCCGGACUUUGCGCAGCGCAUCGUGGCGGAGUACAACCCAAAGGGCAUGGUGAGCGAGCGGGCGGCGCUCAAGGGGCCGAUGCCGGGCGGCGGCAAGCGCUGA
Messenger RNA from Chlorella variabilis, 1365 nucleotides. RefSeq lists its product as hypothetical. Gene Ontology annotation, cellular component: chloroplast. NCBI's taxonomy places the organism in Eukaryota, Viridiplantae, Chlorophyta, Trebouxiophyceae, Chlorellales, Chlorellaceae. Gene Ontology annotation, molecular function: 7-hydroxymethyl chlorophyll a reductase activity. The record is from RefSeq and is a predicted model, not a curated record. The coding region runs from base 1 to 1365 and encodes 454 amino acids. The transcript has 15 exons. Gene Ontology annotation, biological process: chlorophyll cycle.